UUUUUAAGAUUGUCAACACUGAUUGCACAAGAGCGGCACGUUGUUCCGCCGUAUUUGUAUUUUUGGAAUUUAACAACGAUCAUGAAUCUACCCGUCAAAGUGGCGGUCGCUAAGGACCAGCUGCGUCGAAUGCACUGCGAAUUUAAUCCUCUGUCGCGGUGCGACGGUUCUGUGAUGUACAGCCAGGGAGCCUCAGUGGUUAUAUCCGCUGUUUUGGGCCCCGUCGAAGUAAAAUCGCAGAACCUGAGCAUUGACGGCAGCUAUUUGGAGUGCAAUUAUAGGCCCAAAGCUGGCCUACCCCAAGUAAAGGAACGCCUCCGCGAGGCGGCCAUAAAGGAUAUUUUGGAUUUGACUGUGCUGUCGGAAGCGUAUCCACGGUCCAAGAUGUCGAUACAGGUGCAGGAGCUUGAGGAUCGUGGAAGCAUGGAUGCUUGCGCUGUGAAUUCGGCCUGUCUGGCCAUGCUUAUUGGAGGCUUGCCCCUCAAGUGCAGCUUUGCCGCUGUGCACUGCAUUAUAGACGAGCAGGGAGAUUACGUCCUGGACCCGGAUCAUAGUGAAACUGCCCACCAGCGUGCUAGUUUCACUUUCGCUUUUGAUUCCAUGGAGGGCAACUUGUUGUUGAUUCAGACCAAAGGGGCUUUCAAAAUUGAACAGUUUAACGAUAUUGAAUGCCUUUGCCGAUCGGCUAGCCAAGAAAUCUUUAAGUUCUACCGGAGUCAAAUAGCCAAAUUUCAUGGUGCAAGUCAAGACAUUAAAGCGAACCAUGAAAGUAUGGAGACUAUUUGAUUAAAAUGCAGAUUGUUAAGGUA
Molecule: messenger RNA, 809 nt
Organism: Drosophila ananassae
Lineage: Eukaryota; Metazoa; Arthropoda; Insecta; Diptera; Drosophilidae
Gene: Rrp46
Product: exosome complex component RRP46
Exons: 3
Coding region: 82-786 (234 amino acids)
Biological process (GO): rRNA catabolic process; U4 snRNA 3'-end processing; poly(A)-dependent snoRNA 3'-end processing
Cellular component (GO): nucleolus; nuclear exosome (RNase complex); cytoplasmic exosome (RNase complex)
Source: RefSeq, a predicted model, not a curated record